CUCCCACAGCUUCUCUGCAGUAGCAACAAUGACGACUCUGCAAUUUUCGUCAUCCAGUUCGGUUCAACUUCCCUCCUCAACUACUACUACGCCAUGGUUAAAUUUACGGAAGAAGAGACCCGUUUUCUCUAUCAUUCACUGUGUGUCGACCCGACCCGGUGGAAGGAAGUCGGGUUACGGGUCAUCAUCAUCUGAGGCACAGGAGCUGGUGACUUUGGUUAUGAGGAAUUUCAGUGAUAAGAAGCCAUUAGUGAGCACUUUGGACAAGUAUGUUAAGUUGGUGAGGACUGAGCAUUGUUUCUUGCUCUUUGAACAACUGGGAAAGACUGAUAAUUGGCUUCAAUGCCUUGAGGUUUUCAGAUGGAUGCAAAAACAACGGUGGUAUAUAGCGGAUAAUGGGGUUUAUUCGAAAUUGAUAUCGGUGAUGGGGAAGAAAGGGCAGAUCAGAAUGGCAAUGUGGCUGUUCUCCGAGAUGCGUAAUAGUGGGUGCCGUCCAGAUACCUCAGUGUACAAUGCAGUAAUUUCGGCCCAUCUCCACUCUCGAGACAAAUCCAAGGCCUUGACAAAGGCUAUGGGUUACUUUGAGAAGAUGAAGGGAAUGGAGCGUUGUAGUCCAAGUAUUGUUACAUACAACAUCCUUUUGAGAGCUUUUGCUCAGGCAAAAAAUGUUGAACAGGUAGAUGCUUUGUUGAAAGAUCUGGACGAGAGCAUUGUUACUCCUGACAUAUUCACAUUUAACGGUCUAAUGGAUGCCUAUGGGAAAAAUGGAAUGAUCAAUGAAAUGGAGCACAUUCUAUCUCGAAUGAAGAGUAAUCAGCUUAAACCAGAUAUUAUUACUUUCAAUAUAUUGAUUGAUUCAUAUGGGAAGAAGCAGGACUUUCAGAAAAUGGAACAAGUUUUUAAAAGUUUGCUUCAAUCAAAGGAGAAACCUACCAUUCCCACGUUUAACUCAAUGAUAACAAACUAUGGAAAAGCACGACUCAGAGAAAAGUCCGAGUUAGUUCUUGAGAAGAUGAUUGACUUAGGUUAUAAGCCAAGUUACAUCACGUAUGAGUGCCUCAUUGUGAUGUAUGGGCAUUGCGACUGUGUCGCGAAAGCAAGAGAACUAUUUGAUAGGGUGAUAGAAUCUGAGACGGAGAAGAAAGCUUCAACACUGAAUUCAAUGCUUGACGCCUAUUGCAUGAAUGGUUUACCCAUGGAAGCUCACCUUCUCUUUGAGAGUAUUCAUUCAGCCAAAGCUUUCCCUAUAGACUCAUCAACCUAUAAACUUCUAUAUAAGGCCUACACUAAAGCCGAUAUGAAGGAACUUGUACAGAAACUGCUGACCUGUAUGGAUGAAGAUGGGAUCAUCCCCAACAAAAAGUUCUUUCUUGAUGCUUUGGGGGCAUUUGGGUCUGCACCAACAAAUCGAAGGGAAGUUGGUGAUAAUAAAGGAUUGAGCAAGCACAAGGGUCGUAAGUGAAAUGAAAAAAGAAAGUGACUUGCAGUUAGAAAGCUGGUCAAUGCACUCAUUCUCAAACAAUAAUGAGAUUCAAGAUGAAGUUUCUUCCUCAUACUCAUUGAGUGGCUCAGUAACAAUUCAUCAAACCGCUAGGACAAUUUUGGUCUCCCAGAUUCAAGAUAAAACAUGGAACAUUCAAGUUGUGAACCUCAUCACCUAUUUCUUCAGAGAAAAGUGGUGCUUGAUACACUGUAGUAGCUAGAGGGUGGUUCAUUCAAAUAUUGGCCUAGAAGUUCUCUUGUUUGCAUCUCUAGAUUCUCUAACUUCUUUGUUGCAGCAUUGUUAUUGUGUUGCAAACAAUAAGAGAAG
Solanum stenotomum is the source of this 1810-nucleotide messenger RNA. Its product is annotated as pentatricopeptide repeat-containing protein PPR5 homolog, chloroplastic. The transcript is spliced from 3 exons. The record is from RefSeq and is a predicted model, not a curated record. The coding region runs from base 29 to 1462 and encodes 477 amino acids. NCBI's taxonomy places the organism in Eukaryota, Viridiplantae, Streptophyta, Magnoliopsida, Solanales, Solanaceae. Gene Ontology annotation, molecular function: protein binding; mRNA binding.